AUGGAGAAAGCUAGUGUGACUCUUACUAUUAAGUUCUUGCUCUUACAAUAUCUCUUUGCGUUUUCUAUAGCUCAAGAUUUUGAUUUCUUCUACUUCGUUCAGCAGUGGCCCGGAUCGUAUUGUGAUACGAAAAAAAGUUGUUGUUAUCCAACCACGGGAAAGCCCGCGGCUGAUUUUGGCAUCCAUGGACUCUGGCCGAAUUACAAAGACGGCACUUACCCUUCAAAUUGCGAUCCCAACAAUUCUUAUGAUGAGUCCAAGAUAUCAGAUCUAAUUAGCCGAAUGCAACAAGAUUGGGCUACAUUAGCUUGUCCUAGCAACAGCGGCUCGACAUUCUGGUCACACGAGUGGGACAAACACGGCACGUGUUCAGAAUCUAAUUUGGACCAACACGCCUACUUCAAAGCCGCUCUAAGCCUCAAAUCUAAGUUUGAUCUCCUUCAAAUCCUUCAAAGUGCAGGGAUAAAUCCGGACGGAGGUUCUUACAGCUUGAGUGACAUAAAAAGUGCAAUUAGCAAUGCGAUAGGUUACGCUCCAUGGAUCGAGUGCAAUUCCGAUGCAGAUGGAAGCAAACAGUUGUACCAGAUAUAUCUAUGCGUCGAUACUUCGGGCUCUAAUUUGAUUGCAUGUCCUACUUUUCCUCAUGGAAAAUGUGCACCCACCAUCCAGUUUCCAUCGUUUUGAUAUCGAUGCUUGUUUUACAAUUUUAGAAUUUGUGUUGUUACUACAAUGUAAUGUCUCAUUGACUAUUUGAUUGCAUAUGUAAUGACUUUCGA
Molecule: messenger RNA, 776 nt
Organism: Salvia splendens (bonfire salvia)
Lineage: Eukaryota; Viridiplantae; Streptophyta; Magnoliopsida; Lamiales; Lamiaceae
Product: extracellular ribonuclease LE
Exons: 4
Coding region: 1-684 (227 amino acids)
Biological process (GO): RNA catabolic process
Cellular component (GO): extracellular region
Molecular function (GO): RNA binding; ribonuclease T2 activity
Source: RefSeq, a predicted model, not a curated record